AUGUCCCUUUCACUUGGCGCUAAAUUUUCAAGCCCUUCUGAACCUGACAACUGUGUUGACGACGCACGAGACGAGUUACAUAUUAAUAUAUUUUUUGUAAUAAUAUUUUCUAUACACGCCGGAAUGAUCACGAAUUGUUUUUCCAAGUCUACUUCGAACGCUGUGGAAACAGGGCCAAUUUCUCUUGAUAAACACGGAAACGUAGUUAUCAAAGUGCUUGCCAAACCGGGUGCCAAACACAACAAUGUUACAGACAUUUCAGAGGAAGGUGUCGGCGUCGCAAUAUCCGCACCGCCAGUGGAAGGUGAAGCAAAUACAGAAUUGGUUAAAUAUUUGGCAGCUGUAUUGGGUACGAGAAAAUCAGAUGUGUCUUUGGACAGGGGUAGUCGAAGUCGCCACAAGGUUGUAAUAGUGAGUAACAGUAACGUUGAGGCUGUUCUGCAGAAACUCAAACGCGAAAGUGGCUCAGACUCGUGA
This is a messenger RNA of Venturia canescens, 477 nucleotides long. Its product is annotated as UPF0235 protein C15orf40 homolog. The coding region runs from base 1 to 477 and encodes 158 amino acids. The transcript is spliced from 3 exons. Gene Ontology annotation, cellular component: cytoplasm. The record is from RefSeq and is a predicted model, not a curated record. NCBI's taxonomy places the organism in Eukaryota, Metazoa, Arthropoda, Insecta, Hymenoptera, Ichneumonidae.